Labrus mixtus (cuckoo wrasse) is the source of this 3033-nucleotide messenger RNA. Its product is annotated as coiled-coil domain-containing protein 9-like. Lineage: Eukaryota; Metazoa; Chordata; Actinopteri; Labriformes; Labridae. The record is from RefSeq and is a predicted model, not a curated record. Bases 241 to 3033 code for a protein of 930 amino acids. The transcript is spliced from 14 exons.
GUCCAGCAGGUGGCAGUAAUGUACCUUAAAGGAUACCACCUGCCGUUAAAGUCAAAAGAAGAAGAAAAAUAAGCGAUUUCGGCCGGAAGUUAGCCGCAGCUAACCGGAAGCGGGAUAAUGAGGACACACUGAGGAGCAAGCGAGACCAAACAUUGCUCUUUACACUCCGGAGGACUUCUUCUGACAGAGGAGAAAACAAGGAGACGGCCACCUGUGUAUGAAGACGAGCCGCACGCAGCCAUGUCUUCAGCGGUGGAUCUAAAGACCAAGGAGGAGAAGGAUGCAGAGCUGGACAGACGAAUCGAAGCUCUGAGGAAGAAGAAUGAAGCUCUGGUCAAGAGGUACCAGGAAAUAGAAGAAGACAAGAAGAAGGCGGAACAGGAGGGCAUUGCCGUGACAACACCCCGGAAGCCCCGCCCCCAUGAGCCAGAGACGGACAGGCGGAAGACGGAGAAGGAAAACUUCACCGUCACAGUCGACCUGUCUAAACUUCCUGGGGAGAACAGAGUCAUAAAUGACUGGAAACCUGGAACUCCUCGCGGCAGGAAGGCGUCAGAGGAGAGUGACGGCCAUGGAGGACAGAGCGAUGGGCACAGAGGGCAGAGCGAGGGUCAGAGCGAGGGUCACAGAGGUCAGAGCGAGGGUCACAGAGGUCAGAGCGACGGGCACAGAGGUCAGAGCGACGGGCAAAGAGGUCAGAGCGAGGGUCACAGAGGUCAGAGCGAGGGUCACAGAGGUCAGAGCGACGGGCACAGAGGUCAGAGCGACGGGCACAGAGGUCAGAGCGAGGGUCACAGAGGUCAGAGCGACGGGCACAGAGGUCAGAGCGACGGGCACAGAGGUCAGAGCGACGGGCACAGCAGCCCCACCAGGAGGACGGAGUCGGGGCGGAUGGGCCGGGGAGGGCAGAGAGGAGGACGCCAGGAGAGGAGAGAGUGGGAACCCAGGACGCCCAGAGACGGAGAGCCUGGGGAACCAGGAGGAGGAGGAGGAGGCGGACCGGGGCGCAGGGGAGGGAGGAGAGAAAUGAGAGAGUGGGAACCCAGGACGCCCAGAGACGGAGAACCUGGGGAACCAAGAGGCGGCGGACAGGGGCGCAGAGGAGGGAGGAGAGGGCGUGGAGAGAGAGGAGGGGGAAGGGGAGGUGGAGGUGGAGGAUCAGGGGGCGGAGGAGGAGGAGGAGAAGGAGGAGAAGGAGAAGGAGUGACACCUGGUGGCACGGACAGGAAAUCUAAGGAAUGGGAGGAGAAGAGGCGACAGAACAUCGAGAAGAUGAACGAAGAAAUGGAGAAAAUAGCCGAAUAUGAGAGAGGACAGCGGCAGGAUGGAGACAAACCGAUCCGGAACUUCCUGGACGACCCGAGGCGUUCAGGUCCAGCUCCCGACAUAGACCGCAAGGAGGGCAGCAGGAGACACGUGCGGAACUGGGGCGGGCUGGACUUUGACAACGUGAAGACGGGCUCUGAACUGGAGAAGGAGUGGACCAGUCGCAGACCAGGUCCCAAAGGCUCCAUGGAUAUGACCAUGUCUAUGACGGGCCGGGAGCGAGCAGAGUACCUGCGCUGGAAGAAGGAGCGAGAGCAGAUCGACGAGGAGAGACUGGCUCGCCAUCGUAACGCCACGGGCCAGUGGAGACGAGAGUGGGACGCUCAGAAGACGGACAACAUGUUCAAGGAGGACCCAUGUGCAGCCGCAGAGGGCAUCGCACCCGAGCAGGGCGGCAGGAGAGAUGACAGCAAGCGGCCGCCUAAAGUUCCGACAUUUGGCGACUUCCUCUCUCAGGGCAGGACCCCGGGGCCCCGAGGAGACCGAGGCAGAGGGAGGGGCCGAGGACAGAAACCGAGCUACAGCAUGCAUGACAACCGCUGGGAGGCAGAGAAAGAGGAGGAGGACAAGGUGAAGGAGGACAAGAUAAAGAAAGAGGAGAGGCCCAAAAAGGAGAAGGAGGAAGAAAAAGCCAAAUCUCCCACCACAGAGAAGGUGGAGGAGAAGAAGAAGAACGAGGAUGGAGAGGAAGAUGAAGAGGAAUGGGAGGACGCCAGCGAUGGAGAAGACGACGAUGAAGCGGCGGAGGACGAGAGCGACUCGGAGCACGACUCCAGGGGAGACGAGAAGAAAGACAAAGGGAAAGAGAAACCCACCAGGAGCAAAGGCAGCAACCCGACAUCACCGGCACAUCGGUCCAGAACAACAUCGGCAGGAAGCCCCAAAGAGCAGCGAACCCCCAGACCCAAGAUCCACAUCCCCCCUCCCUCCGCAGUGCAGGAGUCACCAGAGGGAGGGAAGCCCCUCAGCCCCUUCCUCUCUCUGGAUAGCCACCAGCCUGUGUCAGACUGGGGGGAGGAGAUGGAGAUGCUGUCGCCCCGGAGCAGCAUGGGAGGCGAGAGCCCGCUGAAACCCCUCAGUGUGGAGUCCACCCCGCCCCAGAAGAAGGACCAGGAAGAGGAGGAGGAGGGGAAGGAGGAGAAGGAGGAGAAGAAGAAGGAGGAGAAGAAGGAGGAGGAGGAGGGAGAGGAGGAGGAGGAGGAAGAAGAAGAGGAAGAGGAGGAGGAGGAGGAGGAGGAGGAGGAGGAGGAGAGCCAAGCUGCCUGCUCUAAUGAACCUGCUGAGCCACAGAGAGAGAAGGACACAGCCGAGGACGUCAUCCCUCCUCCGGAAGCUCAGCAGACGGUGAUCGUUUCAGAACCAGAGUCCGUCCCUGCCGACUCCUCCGCUGCGCCGCCGUCUGACCCCGCCCCCUCCUCCGAGGCCUCAGAGGCUGCUGUGAUGAAGGACACACCUGAUGCUCAAUCACACGCAGACAAACCGGACACCCCUCCCCCCGCAGCCGUCCCGUCUGCUGAUCCCAUCUCCUCCGAGCAAGCGGGAGAGAAAGACGAUGCCGGCGCAGAGACCGCCAAGACCGCCGACGCUCCGUCAGCUGGAGCUGGAGAGGCGGAGGCGGAGUCCUCGGAGCAGACGUCCUCAGGUGCGGUCCACAUCAGCGACUUUGAGACGGUGGCUUACAGUAGGAAGUUGUCGGUGCACUGCUAA